AAUAUAGAAAUUCAUCCUUUUAUAUUCUGGGUAUUUGUUAAUGUUUUUUGGGUUAAUAUUAGUCAUUGAUUUAGUGUUUUGUUAGUUUUGUCUAGGUUGAAAUUUUCAAAUUUUUUUAUUUAUAAUUUUUUACCAUUUAAAAAAAUAAUAAAUAGUUCAUUGUGAAUUCGUAAUGUCAUCUGGGAAUGUUCAAAGCUUCAACAUUUUCAUAAAAUCGAGCAGGUUCUGAUCGAGUGAUGUGCCAUGGAAACUAUUAUGAAUGAAGAGCUGGACACAAAUAUAGUUGACCAAUGUGAGACAGUGGAGGUUAAACGACUCCUUAGACUUAGGAGUUCAAGCAGAGUUCAACCCUCUGAUAUAUACUCUGAAGCACAAGUAUCAGCCGAUAAGAAAAAGAAGGACCGGCAUUUUAAAGACGCCUUGAAAGAUGAUCACAGUCUUGAAUCCUCAGAAAGCCCUCGCAGGCAAAAGAUAACAGCUAGAUGGGAUCCGUCUGAGGCUUGUAGGCCUGACGUAGAAGAAGCUCCAGUGUUUUAUCCAACUGAGAAGGAGUUUGAAGAUACACUUGGUUAUAUAUCGAAAAUACGACCCCAGGCAAAAGCUUAUGGUAUAUGUAGAAUUGUACCUCCUACUUCUUGGAAACCUCCUUGCCCCCUCAUGGAAGAAAGUUUUUGGCAUGAAGCUAAGUUCUCUACGAGAAUUCAACAAGUUGACUUGCUUCAAAAUAGGGAGCCAAUGAAGAAAAAGAGAAGGAGAAAACGUAGAAGAACAUCAGCAAAGACGGUAGCAAGAAGAACAAAUUCAGAGUCAAAUGCUUCUUCUGACAGUGAUGACAAAUUCGGGUUCCGGUCUGGAUCAGAUUUCACGUUACAAGAGUAUGUAGAUUUUGCAGUUAACUUCAAGAAGCACUAUUUUGGAAUGUAUGAUGAAAAUCCAACAACCACUGAUGAUAAUGAAGAAAAGGAAGAAUGGUGGGGACCCUCCAUUAGAGAAAUCGAAGGUGAAUAUUGGAGGAUUAUUGAGCAGCCGACAGAUGAGGUCGAAGUAUAUUAUGGAGCAGAUCUUGAAACGGGUGUAUUUCAGAGUGGUUUCCCUAAGAAACUGUACCUUGAAAAUGAUGAGUUAAAUAAAUAUGUGAAAUCAGGUUGGAAUUUGAAUAACCUCCCGCGCCAACCCGGGUCUGUAUUAGCAUUUGAAGCAUGUGAUAUCUCGGGAGUUUUAGUUCCAUGGUUAUAUGUUGGCAUGUGUUUUUCGUCAUUUUGCUGGCACGUUGAAGAUCACCAUCUCUACUCUGUAAACUAUAUGCAUUUUGGUGAUUCAAAAAUAUGGUAUGGGAUACCAGGAAGCCAUGCCACAGCCUUGGAAGAUGCAAUGAGGAAACAUCUACCCGAUUUAUUUCAGGAACAACCAGAUUUACUCCAUCAGCUUGUUACUCAGCUCUCUCCUAAUGUUCUCAAGUCUGAGGGAAUCCCCGUUUAUAGGGCCACUCAACUUUCUGGAGACUUCAUUGUUACUUUCCCAAGGGCAUACCAUGCGGGAUUUAAUUGUGGUUUCAACUGUGCGGAGGCUGUCAAUGUGGCACCAGUUGAUUGGCUGCAACAUGGUCAAGGUGCAGUGGAGCUCUACAGUGAGCAACGACGCAAGACAUCUAUAUCUCAUGAUAAGUUGCUACUAGCAUCAGCUCGGGAAGCUCUCAGGGCUUUAUGGGAGCUUUCAGUGUCAGAUAAAGAGAACUCCGACCAUUUAAGAUGGAAACGUGUUUGUGGGAAGACGGGAAUACUAACAAAUGCUGUAAAGGCCAGAGUUGAAAUGGAACUAAAAAGGAUUAAGAACCUUCAAUCCGGUUGUCAAUUUCAGAAAAUGGAAGAGGAUUUCGAUACACCAAAUGAGAAAGAAUGCUUCCUAUGUUUCUAUGACCUACACAUGUCUGCAGCCAGCUGCAAGUGUUCUUCUGAUCGGUUUGCAUGUUUAAAACAUGCAAAUACAUUAUGUUCCUGUGAUCCAGACCAACUUUAUGUCUAUCUUCGUUAUACACUUGAUGAAUUAACUAUGAUGGUUGAUUCACUCGAGGGUGAAUCAGAUGCCUUACAAAAUUGGGUUUCGAGAAACUCUGGGGCAACUCAGAAAAAUAAAGGUAUGCCUACGGCUUCAAUAGAAGAAGAAACUUCUGAUGUGCCUGUAAAUCAACACAUCACCAUUCAUCCAAAAGAAGAACCCCGUUUGGGACUCGGGUGCUCUAUAGAUAUGAAUCUUGGUAACGUCACUGUUGAACUUCUAAACCUUGGAUCCUUAACCUUUGGAAAAUUAUGGUACAAUAAGCAGGCGAUAUUCCCAAAAGGCUACCAAAGCCGAGUUAAAUAUUUCAGCUUUCUCAACCCUCUAAUAAUGAGUAGCUACAUAGAGGAAAUUCAUGAUGCCGGGCUCAUUGGUCCUCUAUUUAAGGUUUUCUUAGAAGAGUGUCCUAGUGAGAGUUAUAUGGACGUGUCGGCGGAUAAGUGCUGGCAACAGGUGCUGAACAGAAUAAAUCAAGAAAUUGUGAAGCUGGCAAGUGACACCUUGAAGCCCCGACAAAGCCUUAAUGGGAUUGAGAUGUUUGGGUUAUCUUCGCCACCCAUUAUGCAGGCAAUUGAGGCUCUUGAUCCCGAGUAUAGAUGUCAGGAGUACUGGAGAGCCAAGUUAAACCAAAAUAAUAUAGAGUAGAGAUGCUGCCAACUCUCGGGAUUCCAGCCAAGAACAUGAGGUUGACUACUUGACUUGUUAGGGUAGUUGUUUUGGGUUCUUAGAAUAGAAAUCGGCAGCAGACAAUGCAAAUCUAGAUAUAGAGAGGAACAUAAGUUAUAGGAAAUUUUUUUGUCAUAGCACAAUUGCUAUAGCAUACAUCUUUGGUUCUUUUUUCUCUUUUUUUUACCCAUUCUUAAAACCCCCCAAAGAAAGAAAAUAAAACUUGAGAAGUUACAUAUGGUAUUUUCAAAAGUUCAUACCAGUUUGGUUUGGUUAUUUGUUUCAGUCUUCUUGUUGUAUAUAUAAUUUUAUUUCAUUUUUUCCCCCUCUACAAGCACAUUACUUAUAUUUGUUUUAUGUAAUGGGUACUUCAAUGUAUAUAUGCGGUGUAACCUAAUGUAA
Erigeron canadensis is the source of this 3123-nucleotide messenger RNA. RefSeq names its product probable lysine-specific demethylase JMJ14. NCBI's taxonomy places the organism in Eukaryota, Viridiplantae, Streptophyta, Magnoliopsida, Asterales, Asteraceae. The record is from RefSeq and is a predicted model, not a curated record. Gene Ontology annotation, biological process: chromatin remodeling. Gene Ontology annotation, cellular component: nucleus. Gene Ontology annotation, molecular function: histone H3K4me/H3K4me2/H3K4me3 demethylase activity. The transcript has 11 exons. Bases 244 to 2700 code for a protein of 818 amino acids.